UAGGCGCGCAUAAACACACCUAUCGCGGAGAAUGGGGCUCUGCUCAGCGAAGAAUUGGGAUGGUCCCAGUUUGAGUCGCGGAGGAGUCUCCUAAGAAACAUUUAGCUUCUCUCCUCCCGAGCCGGCGCCUUGCCCGGGGCGCACCGGGAGGAGGGACCAGGAUUCGGUGCCCGGGCGCAGAUACUGACACCAAGGGAAUCCGAGUGCCCCUCCCCACGCCAUGUGGGCCCCCGGGAACCCAGCUCCGCCACCCAGGCUGCCCCAUGGCCCUGGCCUCAGUCCUGGCCCGGCGGAGAUCCUGCGGAAAUUCAGGUCCCAAACGCAAGCUGCUUCCCUCCCCCCAUUCAAUUUUUGGGGCUGUGGCAACCUAAAAGAGGGAUUGACUUCGCCACUGAGCCCUCAGGCCUCCGCCAGCCACCACCCCCACGCCCCUAGACAUCCUCGGCGGGCCCCAGUCCCGGCUCCAUUGGUGCUCUCGCCCCUGCCGCAGCUAUGCUGCACACCGAGGGCCACGCUCUUCUUCGGGCCGUGGGUCAGGGUAAGCUACGCUUGGCCCGUUUGCUUCUGGAGGGAGGCGCCUACGUGAAUGAGGGUGAUGCCCAGGGGGAGACUGCACUAAUGGCGGCCUGUCGGGCCCGUUACGACGACCCCCAGAACAAGGCGCGCAUGGUUCGCUACCUCCUGGAGCAAGGUGCAGACCCCAACAUCGCAGACCGCCUGGGGCGCACCGCGCUGAUGCACGCUUGCGCCGGGGGUGGGGGCGCCGCGGUGGCCUCGCUGCUCCUUGCCCACGGUGCAGACCCCUCUGUGCGAGAUCACGCGGGCGCCUCGGCGCUUGUUCAUGCCCUGGACCGUGGGGACCGCGAGACCCUUGCCACGCUGCUGGACGCCUGUAAGGCCAAGGGCACCGAGGUCAUCAUCAUCACCACCGACACCUCGCCCUCGGGAACCAAGAAGACACGGCAGUAUCUCAAUUCCCCACCGUCCCCGGGGGUGGAGGACCCUGCUCCCGCUCCUCCUAGCCCCGGGGUCUGCACGUCGCCUUCAGAAAUCCAACUGCAGACUGCAGGAGGAGGAGGAGGAGGGGGAGGUGAAGGAGAAGGAGCAGGAGGAGGAGGAGGAGGAGGAGGACGGGGGUUGCUGUCCCCUCGCGCUCAGGAAGAAGAGGAGAAGCGGGACGUAUUCGAAUUCCCUCUUCCUAAGCCCCCUGAUGACUCCUCCCCUUCUGAGCCGCUCCCCAAACCACCCCGUCACCCUCCAAAACCUCUCAAAAGGCUCAACUCCGAGCCCUGGGGCCUAGUGGCCCCUCCUCAACCGGUCCCACCCACGGAAGGGAGGCCGGGGAUCGAGCGCCUGACCGCGGAAUUCAACGGCCUGACUCUGACCAGUCGACCCCGUCUUUCCAGGCGUCACAGCACUGAAGGUCCGGAGGAUCCGCCCCCGUGGGCGGAGAAAGUGACGGGUGGGGGUCCUCUCUCUCGCCGAAACACUGCGCCUGAAGCUCAGGAGUCUGGUCCGCCUUCAGGGCUGAGGCAGAAACUGAGCCGCAUGGAGCCGGUGGAGCUCGAUACCCCCGGAAAUAUUUGCCCCGACUCGCCGGAGUGCAGCCGCUUGUCCCUGGAGCGCCGCCGAUACAGCGCCUCCCCGCUGACCCUCCCUCCAGCCGGCUCGGCUCCCUCCCCGCGCCAGUCUCAGGAGAGUCUGCCGGGGGCUGUAUCUCCGCUGAGCGGACGGAGGCGGAGUCCCGGGCUGCUGGAGCGGAGGGGCUCGGGGACGUUGCUCCUGGACCACAUCGCGCAAACGCGGCCUGGUUUCCUGCCUCCGCUCAACGUCAGCCCCCACCCUCCCAUCCCCGACAUUCGCCCCCAGCCCGGAGGUCGGGCGCCUUCGCUGCCCGCCCCUCCCCAGGCGGGGGCGCCAGGCUCUCCUAGGACCAAACGCAAGUUGGUGAGGCGCCACUCAAUGCAGACUGAGCAGAUCCGCCUGCUAGGGGGCUUCCAGAGUCUAGGCGGGCCAGGGGAGCCAGGGCGCUGAGACGAGUGAGAGGAACCAAGGAGCGUAGGGAUCAGGACCUUGAUGGGACAGGUGGGAGAACCAGCUCACACACACACCACGGACAUAGGGGUCUUUUGCAUGUGCUGCUGGGCACGGUGCACGCACACAUGAGUAAAAAAAGUGUCCACAAGCACAGUACUCUUAUUCGCAGGGAAGGGUAAGUACUCUCUUUAUUGGGCAUAUAGACACAUGCAUUCAUGUCCUGGUCACUUCACAUGCAUAUGGGAAUACUUGUGUACCCAGCCAUAGAAAUGGCACACACAGGGCCACUUGUGCUAGGGCCCCAAGUGGGUCCCAAAGUCACUUGCAUUCGUUCAGAAGCAGUAGGAAAACCCUACUUAUGGAUAGUCUCCAAUCUCUUUGCCCUUUUGCAGAGGCAGUCCCCUGCUUUCCAUGUUAUGCCCUGCAACAGCCCGUUCAUGACUUUGCACAUCUACCCUCUUCCUGGAUAUCCCAUCCCGUUGUGUAGGUCUUGCUUCUCUCUCCAGGCCUGGCUCCUUGUUCACACCCUGCUUCCAGCUCUAACCACUUUUCAGGAUAUCUUCUUCACCCUCCUUGGGAUUUUCCUGCAGCAAUCCUCAGCCUCAGUUCUGCUGCUACCCUUCUGGCUCUCAGCUUUACUUCUCAACUUCCUGCUUUUUAUUCCCACCUUCCUCCCCCAACCAACACAGCAGGUUGUCUCAUUUUCCCAAGGAGUGGGUCAUGGGCUCUAUGCUGCUCUUCUGUCUGAGCUUAUGAACACCCCCACAGGUAGAAGUGGGGAGUAACCCUAAAUCACUCCUCUCUCCACUUGACAUAUCAAAUAAAUGUGUUCAGAAGUC
Molecule: messenger RNA, 2876 nt
Organism: Lontra canadensis (Northern American river otter)
Lineage: Eukaryota; Metazoa; Chordata; Mammalia; Carnivora; Mustelidae
Gene: ANKRD34A
Product: ankyrin repeat domain 34A
Exons: 4
Coding region: 493-2034 (513 amino acids)
Molecular function (GO): protein binding
Source: RefSeq, a predicted model, not a curated record